AUGGAUACGAUCUCAAAUCCACAAGAAUCAACAGCAGAAGCCUCCGAAUACGCUCACCUUGGCAAAAUUCGAUUUCUUCCCGCACUCCUGACAAAGUGCACCACUGACUUGCAGAAGAAGGCUUGGGCCUGGCUCUUAUAUAAUUUCCUUAUUCGGACGAAGAAAGGCAAGCCCGGUGUCUUUGAGUCUCAAGUCAAAUCCGGGCGUCAGUCAUACAACGAACCCGAACCGGAAGAAAUGUCCCUUGGAUGCGCCUAUAGCGCGAUGAGUGCCCAUUUAGGCAAGAGCACUGCGAGAGAUGAAGAAGCAGGACUAGAGGAAUCGAACGUCGAACAGCAACCGGUGGUGACGCGAAGAUAUGGCUUAUUGACAGCGGAUCUGAGCGCACGAUGA
This is a messenger RNA of Penicillium brevicompactum, 393 nucleotides long. RefSeq lists its product as uncharacterized. The transcript has 3 exons. The coding region runs from base 1 to 393 and encodes 130 amino acids. Lineage: Eukaryota; Fungi; Ascomycota; Eurotiomycetes; Eurotiales; Aspergillaceae. The record is from RefSeq and is a predicted model, not a curated record.